This is a messenger RNA of Drosophila hydei, 886 nucleotides long. Its product is annotated as vesicle-associated membrane protein/synaptobrevin-binding protein. Lineage: Eukaryota; Metazoa; Arthropoda; Insecta; Diptera; Drosophilidae. The transcript has a single exon. Gene Ontology annotation, biological process: endoplasmic reticulum membrane organization. The coding region runs from base 140 to 799 and encodes 219 amino acids. The record is from RefSeq and is a predicted model, not a curated record. Gene Ontology annotation, cellular component: plasma membrane; endoplasmic reticulum membrane. Gene Ontology annotation, molecular function: FFAT motif binding.
GGUAUGCUUGGCUUGUUAGUCGUGACCAAUAUUUCGUAACGUUGAGAUACAUUUUGGUGGAAAUAAGAAAUUAGAUCUUUUUAUUUUUAUAGGAGUUGUAGAGCUUGUAGUAGGCAGGACAUCAUUUAAAUUAAGUGCCAUGUUGAUCGUGGAGCCAGCCGACGAGCUAAUUCUCGAAGGGCCCUUCAAUCGAGCCGUUUGCAAGAAAAUUAUGGUUUUCAAUCCUAGCAAGCAGAAGCGCGUUGCGUUUAAACUGAAAACAACAACGCCGCGUUUGUUCUUCGUGCGGCCCAACGUUGGUCUCGUGCAGCCCGAGGAGAAGAUCGCCAUUGAUAUAUUCGUCCAUCCGGUCUCAAAUGACAUUUAUGCGCAUCGCCACAAGUUCAUGAUGCAGGCAGCCGAUGCGAGCGAUCCGAUUUGUGAUUUGCACGAGUUCUGGAAGAAUAUCAGUCCAUCAACCAUCUGGGAUACCAAGCUAAAAGUCAAAUUGAUCGAUAGCCAAGUGGAAGGUGUUCAAAAGUCGUAUUCAGACAAGAUACAAAAUAUUAGUGAGCAUCAGGAUAAGGAUAACUUGGAUCCGUUGACAAAUCUACUGGAACAAGUGAAUGUGCUAGAAGAAGACCGCCAACAUUUGAUGCAACAGGUCGAGACGAUCACCAAAGAAAAGGACGAGCAGCGUGAGUUAUUAGAUAUAAAACUGCAGAAGCAGAAGGGAAGUGGAUUCUGGAUAUUUGUGGCCACAGUUGCUAUGCUGCUUGCUGCCAUUGUAGGUGGAUGGGUCGCUAAAAAAUUCAUGUAAAAAGAUUCACGCAUGAAAUGUGCCAUUAACGCAAUACACAAUACUUUAAAUAAAAUGUACAGCGCGCCAACUUGUUGAGAUGUUUGC